Messenger RNA from Aspergillus campestris IBT 28561, 1473 nucleotides. It is a transcript of the gene bfr1, whose product is annotated as putative nuclear segregation protein (Bfr1). Gene Ontology annotation, cellular component: ribonucleoprotein complex; endoplasmic reticulum; nuclear outer membrane-endoplasmic reticulum membrane network. Lineage: Eukaryota; Fungi; Ascomycota; Eurotiomycetes; Eurotiales; Aspergillaceae. Bases 1 to 1473 code for a protein of 490 amino acids. The record is from RefSeq and is a predicted model, not a curated record. Gene Ontology annotation, molecular function: mRNA binding. The transcript is spliced from 3 exons. Gene Ontology annotation, biological process: intracellular mRNA localization.
AUGGCUGCUGACGAGCCCCAGGCCCGGCCCCAGAAGCCCAAUGAGGAGACCUACAAGGUCGACCUGGCCCAGGCGGAGAAGGAGCAUGCUGCCGUCCAGGAGAAGCUGAAUGAAGUCAAAGCCAAGAUUGAGACCGCCAAACCCAACAACAAGGAUUCCCCCGUCGCCAAGAAGCAGCAGGAACUCCGGGCCCAGCUCGCCUCGAUCCGCCAGAAGCAGUCGGGCUUCAAGUCCUCGCGCACCAGCACCCAGGAGAAGAUCAAUGGCCUGGACGCCACCCUCAAGGCCCGCAUCGCCGAGCAGAACACCUCGCGCACGCGCAUGUCCUUCAAGAACGUCGAAGAGAUCGAUCGCGAGAUUGCGCGCCUGGAGAAGCAGGUCGACUCCGGGACGCUGCGGCUGGUGGAUGAGCGCAAUGCGCUGUCGACCGUCUCCAACCUGCGCAAGCAGCGCAAGAACUUCGCCGGCCUGGACGAAGCCCAGAAGAACAUCGACGAUCUGAAGGCUCAGAUCGCCGCCCUCAAGAAGACCCUCGAUAACCCGGAGGCCAAGGCCCUCAGCGACCAGUACACCGCGAUCCAGAAGGAGCUGGACAGCAUCAAGGCCGAGCAGGACGGCGUCUUCAAGAACCUGAACGCCCUGCGCGACGAGCGCACCCGCCUGCACGGCGAGCAGCAGAAGAAGUGGACCGCCAUCCGGGAGGUGAAGGACACCUACUACAAGGCGCGCAAGGCCUACAAGGAGUACGAGGACGAGGCGUGGCGCGUGCGCCGCGAGCGCCAGAAGGAGCAGCGCGAGACCAUGGAGCGCGAGAAGCGGAAGAAGGUCGCCGAUAAGAAGCUGGAGGAGGCCUCGCAGCUGGCCUACACCGACGAGAUCCUGACCGCGGAGGGGCUGAUCCGCCACUUCGACCCGGCCUACGACUUUGGCGCUCUGCAGCUGGACAAGCCCAAGGACGAGGGCGCCAACUUCCGCGCCGAGGUCGGUCGCAAGAUCGACGACGCCGGCAUGAAGGGCUUCAAGGUUGUCAAGAAGGAGGAGGACGACUACUUUGUGGGGACGGCAGGCAAGAAGGGCAAGAAGGGCAAGAAGGGGACGGCGGCCAGCAGCGGGGCCACCGGCUUCAACCUCAACGUUGGCAUUAUCGAGGAUUUCGCCAAGGUUAAGAUCGACCCGCCCAUGAACCAGGCGGACGUGCCGGCCUCGAUUGAGAAGCUGGCGGCGAAGGUCACCGAGUGGAAGAAGAACCAGGCUACUAAGACCGCGGAGAACAUCAAGAAGGUCGAAGCCGAGAUCGCGCGCCUGGAGGAGGAGGAGAAGACGGCGCAGAACGGACGCGCGACGGACGCGGGCAAGAAGCCGGCCCAGGCCAACAGCAAGCCCACCGCCGAGGCGGAGCUGAAGCAGGAGAAGGACGCGGUCGCUGAUGCGACGGAGGAGCUCCAGAAGGCGUCGCUGGAGGAGAAGGCAUAG